GCUUGGACCCCACUCGAAACCCUGGUCAGCUCUGACAAAAUCUAAAUAGUACAGUUCUCAUUCCCUGUAUACCUUCUUCAUCACUCACCCGAAUCCGGAUUCCCGAUUCCAUUCCGACGACCAAAAAUGUACAAAAAAAAAAAAAAAAAUUCGUGUGAUUACUGCCCAAAUUCCGACUUCAGAUCCUUCCGAUCUCGCCAAUUCCCUCACUUUCGCUUACCCUGAUUCUGAUACUUGAGAUCCAGUGAUCUGCAUUCCGCAGCCGGAGUGAGUAGUCGGGGAGUUUUUGUCGACUCCAAUGGCCGUGGCGCUCCGGAGAACUCGCGGAGGCGGAUCAGCCAGCCUCUGUCGUUUCUUCUCUUACCGGAUAUUAGUCUCCGCCUUGUUCUCUCUUCUCUUUCACGCCACUCUCUCCGCUCUCUUCACAUCUCGCCCUCCAACCUUCCUCCACGAUUCGGUAACUUCACUUCCGACUCCUUGUAAUGCGUAUGUGCACGGUACCUUUCUGGCUUUGAACUCCGACCCGCUUAAAACGAGAUUAGGUUUGAUUUACCGGCAAGCCACUGAUCACCUAACGCUAGUCAAUUCAAUGUGUAUUCAGCGUAUGCAAGGAAGCUGAAGCUUGAAAUCUCGAAGCAAUUGAGAACGUUUGAUGAUUUGGCUAAGAAUUUAUCAGAUCUGCCGACCAAAGCCAGCCACGGUUCCUUGUUUGAGUCUCAGGGGCCGUUGGAUGAGGAUGCAUUGAGGCAGUUUGAGAAGGAAGUGAAGGAUAGAGCAAAGAUUGCGAGGCUGUUAAUUGUGGAA
This is a messenger RNA of Rubroshorea leprosula, 804 nucleotides long. NCBI's taxonomy places the organism in Eukaryota, Viridiplantae, Streptophyta, Magnoliopsida, Malvales, Dipterocarpaceae. The record is from the annotation of a GenBank genome assembly.